This is a messenger RNA of Alligator sinensis (Chinese alligator), 3277 nucleotides long. Its product is annotated as protein ZNF783-like. NCBI's taxonomy places the organism in Eukaryota, Metazoa, Chordata, Crocodylia, Alligatoridae. The transcript is spliced from 4 exons. The coding region runs from base 1335 to 1892 and encodes 185 amino acids. Gene Ontology annotation, biological process: regulation of DNA-templated transcription. The record is from RefSeq and is a predicted model, not a curated record.
GGCGCUGCCUUCUCUGCAGUCUGUGGGGGCCCUUGGAGAAAAGUGGGGAGGGGUCGGCAGGGUUUUGUCCUGGGACCGGAGCCGAGUCUCACCUGGGCCCUGCCCCGUGUCCGUGGGGGUCUGUGUGGGAAGAGGCCCUGGGGCACGUGCAGGGCAUUGUGGGCAGGGCUGUGGGGCUGGGCAGGAGGAGCUGUGCCCCCUCCAGAUGCUGUUGUGGGGAAUGGGUGCUGUGGGGGCACUUGAGGGCCCCUGGGAGACAGGACCAUGAGGAGCUGUUGGGAGACGCUGCCCAGGCUGAUACCACCAGGCCGUGGUCUGGGGAGGCCCUGGGGCCAGGUGCAGGGCUCUGUGGGGGGAGCUGUGUCCCCUGUGGAUGGUGUGGGGGAGGGCACUGGAGGGACCUGGGCCGACCUGGGUGUCAGGUGGGUGCUGCAGGGCCUGACAGAGGCCAGGGGCUGGCGUCAGCCUGGGGGGCAGGGAGCUGUGUUUGGGGGUUUCUGGAGUGUCCAGCCCGGUCUCCGCAGCCUGUCAGCAGAAGGGGAAGCGAGAAGGACCCUGAGGCUGCUCUGAGUGGGGGACAAUCAGGGGCAUCAGGGCUGGGCAGACCUCAGGGCUGGGCUGGGGUCACAGUCCUGGGUCUCCCAUCACAUGGUGAAGUCUGUGCUGUCUCCUUUUCCACAAGGGCCUGGGUGGCUGGACACUGUCGGCAGGUGCUGCGCGUGAGUGCAGGGAGAGCAAGAACCCCGGCCCUGGCUGGGUGAGGCCUCUCCUGUUGGAGACUGUGGCUGCGGCGCUGGAGCCUGUGGCAGCUGUGGCCCUUCCCUUGGCAGCCCUGGUGCAGCCUGAGGUGCAGCUGGAGGAGCAGGACCCGGGAGGCCUCCAGGCAGGAGCUGAGGUGGCCGGAUGAGUCCCUCCUGUCGUCCAGGUUGGGACCAGUGGAGGCUCCCAAGGUGGUCAGUACCGCAGGCAGUAAAGCAGCAGCUGCAGGAGCCAGCUGAAUGUCAGGAGAUGCAGGGGCAGGAGGUGAUGCAGACCAUGCGCCGCCUCCUGAGCCUGAGAUUCCCUUAGAGACCCCACAACUUGCACAGGGGAACAAGCUCCCCAUGCCUGAAACCUGGUGUCAAUGCUUCAGGGGCCUCUGUUACCUGGAAGAUGUGCCAGUACUGGAGUAGGUCCUAGAGCUGGUGGUGCUGGAGCAGUUCCUGGCCAUCCUGCCCCAAGAGGGGAUGUUCCCUCCCAGCCCUGUCUGUCCCAGAACCUGGCUCCCAGUGAUAUGUUGAUCUGGUCUCCAGGUCACAGAGAGUGGGAAGGUGGAGGAACUGUCCUCAGACAAGAUGCAGCCCACUGGGACACUGCAGAACCCUGGUCAUUCCUGGCCAGAGCAGCCAAACGCCCAUCGUGCAGACAGGCCUCUGGAAGAGUCAGGAGAGAUGAAAAUCCCCUGGCCUCUGGACAAGCCACCUGACGUCCCCCGAGAAGAGCCCCUGCCCCACCAGAAGUCAGGUGCUGGGACCCUGAGCAGAGCUGAGCAGCAGCCUCCUGAGAAGGGGCCUGUAAAGGUGGAGCUGCAGAACACUUCCUCAGGGAGACUGGAGGAGAGGAGCUCCCUGACACCUGAGCCAGGCCAAGUGCAGAAGUGGCAGGGCAGGCCUCUAAAGCGAGAGGCCAGCUUGGAGCUCCAGGAGGUGUUUGAGGAUGUGGCUGUGUAUUUCACACGGAAGGAGUGGGAGCUGCUGGAAGAUGAAGACAAGGUGCUUUACCAGGCCCAGAUGCUGAAGAAUUACCAAGCCCUCAUUUCCCUGGGUAAAAAUCUGGUUCUUGCUUCUCCCUGGAGCUAUGUGAACACUCGAGUUCUACAGUCACUCCCUGUAUCAACAGUCUCAUCCUUGUGAACUUUUCCUGUAGGUUUAAAUCCACCUCCUCCCCACUCCUGUCAGUGAUCAGACCACUCUUGCAUUUCAUACUGAUAUGUCUGCCUUCAUUUGAUCCAACCAGCUUCACUUGUGUCUUCCCCAUUUAUGUAACUCCUGGUUCUUUUAGAUGCAGCAGUUUCUUGGCAACAUGAUCUCCCUUUGCCUUUUCAGCAUGUUUAUAUCAUCUCCAGUUCAUCGUACAUAAAUGCUCUAAAAGCUGUUCCUUCGGGAAUAAGUCUGAUUUCCUCCCGGUCUGGCCUAGCGUGUCCUCUCCAAACACAUUUAACAAUCCUAGCAUGCUCGGUUCUGUGAUAUCUAAAUCCCCUUUCACCUCUCGUUAAGAUCCAGGAGAAAUUAAUAGAAAGUCUUGUCAGCCUCUGAUGCUACAACAGGGGGAUGAUGCAGUUCCUCAACUCCUCCUGUAGGGACAUACAUACACGUGAUGUAACCCAGGUACUUCUACGGAGGGGUCAAUGGAAGCUUCUGUCCGCAUUCCUUCCUAACAUCUUCAUCUCCAUAGAUCAGAGACUCUGAAUUUGCUGUAUUUUUGUUAAGACCUGUGCUCUCAAGUUCCCGCUGCCAUUCUCAAGUUUUCUUGUGCUCUUGCUAAAAUCUCUCUAGAUCAGAUGCCCCUCCAUCAUUGUGGUAAAAAGAAGUGGGCUAGCUGCAGGACCUAGUAAAAACCUGUUUUCAUUUCCAGAGGAUCUCCAAAACAGGGGCUUGUUCUAACUUGUUCGUAGGGUUGAGGUACUUAGCUUUUACUAGGUCAGUUUGCUUUUGUGAUGCUUUCUUUUCCCUCCGUUUCCCCCAGAAGAUUUUCUUAGGGAAGUGCUUCAGUGUUUUCUUGAGCUCAACAAAGACCAUAUAGACCAUUUCUAUAUUCUGGCUUUUCACAUGCUGCGAAAUGUGUCUCCUUCUGCCUUCCUUUGUCCAUAUCCGUGACUGCCAGGAGCUUUGUGUUAAACCUUGUAGUACUUGCCAACCUGUGCACUCAUCUCCCCUCCUGGUAUGAUCCUCCCAACGGAUGGGAUAAUUGCUCAGUUGCAACUACAGUUAUCAGGAAAUCAUUCUUUUUUGCCCUGGUGAUGAUGAAUUACUCUGUCUCCCAGAAAAAAGUUUCAUUGUCAGUCACCUGUGAUACUCUUUCCACUGCCUCAGGUCCUCGCUUUAAACCUUCACUGAGAGUAUGCUCAUUUCCACUCCUUUUCUUGGAAUUCCACUGAUAAGAUAAAUGUUAUCCAUCCUUGGGUGACAAGGACCAUUAUCUCUUGAAGGCCUGUCCCUGUAGUGCCAUCUCUUUCACCUUAAAUGCCCCUUUUCCCUUGUCCAUCCAGGCCGUAGUAGACACCUUAAGUGCAUUGGAU